Paramecium tetraurelia is the source of this 491-nucleotide messenger RNA. RefSeq lists its product as uncharacterized. The record is from RefSeq and is a predicted model, not a curated record. The transcript has 3 exons. NCBI's taxonomy places the organism in Eukaryota, Ciliophora, Oligohymenophorea, Peniculida, Parameciidae.
AUGUAUAUCAACCUCACAUAAAAUAAUAAGUCUUGGUGGACUCAUACUUCACUUGUCCCAACAGAAACAUAAAAUUAGGUCAUUAAUUUAGUGAAUCGAUAAUCUAGUUUCUAGAAUAAGGCAACACUACUUACCACUUAUUUGAGUUUAGAGGCAGUCAAUAGAAUAGGUCCAGCAAAGAAGUUAGCCAUUUAUUUCAAAGCUGGAAUUGUUGGUGCAGUGUUUUUAGGAACAAAAUUUGCAUCAGGAAGUUAUUACGCAAAAAGCAUCAAACCAGAAAUAGGCAAAUUGCUCGAUGGAGCUCCUGUUUGGGAAAAUAAGUUUGAUGUGCCAGAAUUAGAUAAAAAAUUCUUUUUCAUUGAUGAUGACAACAACUUUGAACCAUCAUUAUGGCAUCAUGGCAUCAAUCAAAUUGACAAGCCCAAAUAGUUUUACAAAUUUGAAUGAGCAUUAAAACAGAUAUAAAUAUAUAUAUAUAAAUUAAUAAAAAA